Messenger RNA from Penicillium alfredii, 1422 nucleotides. RefSeq lists its product as uncharacterized. Bases 1 to 1422 code for a protein of 473 amino acids. NCBI's taxonomy places the organism in Eukaryota, Fungi, Ascomycota, Eurotiomycetes, Eurotiales, Aspergillaceae. The transcript has a single exon. The record is from RefSeq and is a predicted model, not a curated record.
AUGUCGACAUAUCCUGAUAUCAACGACCCAGCCAACAUGCCUUGUGCCUCACAGGCACCUGAGACAGUGGUAGACCCUGGGGUGUUGCAAAUCUCUGAAAAUCCCCAGGAGCCUUCCGCAAAGCCCGCCAAAAGCUCCAUCGCAUCGGACAUCUCGUCUGUGUUGACUGAUGUCGACGACGUCCUUAUCUACGAUCCAUUUGGCCCGCCCACCCCAUCUCAGUUGAUCACGUCUCCUCAAAUCCUAACCCCAACCGCGCCUCGGGUGAGCUACUCGCUGUCUCCAGAGUCUGGGCUCGUCGAGAUCACCGAAGAUGUUUCGGAUAUCAUCACUACAUCUCGUCCUGGACCGGCCUCGCCCACUGCCAAUACUUUGAAGCUUGCUCAAAGGCGUGUGGUGGGACCCAACCUACCAUUUCCCAGUCGCAUUGCUCAGAUCCUGAAGAUAUGGCAUGGCAAAUAUCCAGAGAUUCAGCCACCCUGCUCGUCUAAACACACUCGGGCAUCGACCUGGGGACCGUUCAGAGUGUUUGACCGCGACGGAGAGGAAUACGAUCUGUCUGUCUACAGGAUUACCGUCAGAUUCAUCAAAAGGUUCUCGUACUACAUUACGAUUCUCCACUCGGAGAAUGGGCCCGAGGAGCUGGUCACAAAUUCCUCGCUUCUCCCGUCACUGAGAGGGUUCAACCACGGCUCAGGGGGUCGAUACCUCGUUGCUUGGCUCGAUGUUGAAGAGAAAUUCGAAUCCGAGGCGUGUGCAAUUCGUGUUUGGGGUCGAAAGGACGACGUGGACAUCGUUUUCAGUCCACAAAUGUUUGACAACGCCGCAGAUGGCGACAUCCAGCCCGUCCAACUGUUAGGCUGGGACAUUCCUCCGGCAAACCCAGAAGUCCAACAGGGAACGCGGCUGGUGAUUGAUCUCUGCGAUGAGAGCGACGACAACAUGGACAUCUCGCCAUCGUCCCCCCAUACCCCUUAUUCGCCAGAGCAUAUCCGCACGAACCGAUCUCAGAACAGCGAUGAUCCCAACAAAACACCUACGCGGCAGUCGCGUAAACUACACAAGACGGAGCUGGACUCGGGGAACAUGGAAGAGCUGGGCUUGGAUGUCCGUCGCCGUUUGUUGGUGACUCCUCGCGUGCGCUUCAAGAUGUUUUCGGACACAUCUGGUCGCGUGCGGUACUUUCCGUCGGAGGGUUGUACGGUGGCCAUGUUUUUCAAGCGAGCGAAGGAGUUCUACAAAGGUGUUGAUAUGAGUGCUCCCUUUGCUGUGCUGUGCAAGGUGCCUGGUUUGGAGGGAAUCCGCUAUCUUGGUGAGGGAUGCGAGGAUGAGUUCCGGAUCUUGCUGGAUGAUAUCAAGCGGUGUGCUGGGGAUGAUGAUCAAGUUUACAUUGUUGAGGUCAAGCCUGUGUGUGCGUUCUAG